This is a messenger RNA of Brassica napus (rape), 453 nucleotides long. Its product is annotated as glutathione S-transferase T2-like. Bases 1 to 453 code for a protein of 150 amino acids. The transcript has a single exon. NCBI's taxonomy places the organism in Eukaryota, Viridiplantae, Streptophyta, Magnoliopsida, Brassicales, Brassicaceae. The record is from RefSeq and is a predicted model, not a curated record.
AUGAAUGAUCUGGUGUGCAAGUUCUGUGGAGCUUAUGCAGCAGCAACAAGGCAGAAAAGCAGUGGCCAGAACGAGGCAGAUACUGUUAAACUGGCACACCAAAUCUUCUACAAUGACCAUAAGAUUAAGUUUAAUCUUCACUAUGUUUGGGAGGAGCUGAGGAAUGACCAGAAAUGGUGUGAAGUUAGUAACUCGAAGGUUGAUGGAAAAGGUAGGAAGAGAAAGUAUAAUGAUGGAUCACAAUCUGAAAGCUCUCAAGCACCUUCAAAUCUCGGAGAUGAUCCAACUAAACGUCCUCCUGGUGUUAAGGCUGCGAAAGGAGUAUGUAGUAAGAAAAGUAUAGCAGAAGACCAGGCUCUUGCUCAGUUUGAGACCAUGUGUUCUAUUAAGGAGAAAGAUUUGGCUGUUAAGGAGAAAGAUUUGGCUAUUAGGGAGAAAGAUUUGGCAAGUUAA